AUGUCAGUGCAAAGGUUUCUGAAGUUAGAGGAAGCAUUAGAACUAUUCAAUAGUUUGGAGUCAGAUGAGAGCGACGUUGAAAUUGCUGCGUUACCACCAGAUGCCAGUGAACUGACUGACGAAGAUGAAGGGGAUGAGAAUGAAGGUUUUCGAGCUACAGGAACCAUACGAGAAAAUCGGACAAACCACGAGUGUCCUUUAGAAGAAUCGAAGUCUAUGCAGAAGAAAGAAAGAGGCACGUCUGAUUUUGCAUUUGACGAGAAAUCUGAGAUUUUCCUGGUGCGAUGGAAUGAUAAUAGUGUUGUCAGUGGUGCUACAAAUUUCAGCACUUUAGAACCAUUCUUUGAUGAGAAAAGGCGAGUGAGAGGACACAAAGAUAAAGUUAACGUGAAGAUGCCAACCCGAAAGUGCUCUCGAAAGGUUGGUAGUAGGAGAGGGAGACCCUAG
Messenger RNA from Stegodyphus dumicola, 447 nucleotides. RefSeq names its product piggyBac transposable element-derived protein 2-like. The record is from RefSeq and is a predicted model, not a curated record. Lineage: Eukaryota; Metazoa; Arthropoda; Arachnida; Araneae; Eresidae.